Diceros bicornis minor is the source of this 996-nucleotide messenger RNA. Its product is annotated as olfactory receptor 52B2. Gene Ontology annotation, biological process: G protein-coupled receptor signaling pathway. Gene Ontology annotation, molecular function: G protein-coupled receptor activity; olfactory receptor activity. The record is from RefSeq and is a predicted model, not a curated record. The transcript has a single exon. Gene Ontology annotation, cellular component: membrane. NCBI's taxonomy places the organism in Eukaryota, Metazoa, Chordata, Mammalia, Perissodactyla, Rhinocerotidae.
AUGCUAGAGAGGACCUUAAAGUGCAUCAUGACUCAUGCCAACCUUACCAUCUUCCACCCUGCAGUUUUUGUCCUACUUGGCAUCCCUGGGUUGGAGGCUUAUCACGUUUGGCUGUCAAUUCCCCUCUGCAUCAUGUAUAUCACUGCAGUCCUGGGGAACAGCAUCCUGAUAAUGGUCAUCAUCACAGAACGCAACCUUCAUGAGCCCAUGUACUUCUUCCUCUCCAUGCUGGCCAUCACGGACAUCCUCCUCUCCACCACUACUGUACCCAAGGCCCUAACCAUCUUUUGGCUCCAUGCCCAUGACAUUGCCUUUGAUGCCUGUGUCACCCAAGUUUUCUUUGUCCACAUGAUAUUUGUGGUGGAAUCAGCCAUCCUAUUAGCCAUGGCCUUUGACCGCUUUGUGGCCAUCUGUGCCCCCUUGCAUUAUACGACAGUGCUAACAUGGCCUAUUGUGGGAAGGAUUGCUCUGGCUAUUGUCACUCGAAGCUUCUGCAUCAUCUUUCCAGUGAUCUUCUUGCUGAAGCGACUGCCCUUCUGCCAGACCAACAUCAUGCCCCAUUCCUACUGCGAGCAUAUUGGAGUGGCCCGCUUAGCCUGUGCUGACAUUACCAUUAACAUCUGAUAUGGGUUCUCAGUGCCCAUUGUCACGGUCAUCUUGGAUGUGAUCCUCAUCGCUGUGUCUUACUCACUGAUCCUCCGAGCAGUCUUUCGUUUGCCCUCUCAGCAUGCCCAGCACAAGGCCCUCAGCACUUGUGGCUCUCACCUCUGUGUCAUCCUCAUGUUUUAUGUUCCAUCCUUCUUUACAUUAUUGACCCACCGCUUUGGACAUAACUUUCCUCAACAUGUCCAUAUCCUGCUGGCCAAUCUUUAUGUGGUGGUGCCACCAAUGCUCAACCCCAUUGUCUAUGGUGUGAAGACAAAACAGAUCCGAGAGGGGGUAGCACACUGGUUUUUUGACAUCAAGGCUUGGUGCUGUGCUUCGUUUCUGAGCUGA